UCGAAAAAGAAGAAAGAACAAAACCACGUACAACAACUUUUCCAUCCCCGUACGAUAUCAUAGACUCGUUAAGGUUUCGUCGGCUGUUUACUCAACUCAGCUGAGUGCAAGACAGGGAGAGAGAAGCAUAUACUGCGCCAAAAUGCCUAGUUUCAAGAACAGUGCUGAGUGUGCUGGUUGGCCACAGGACGUCGGUAUACUGGCCCUGGAGGUGUACUUCCCCUCACAAUAUGUGGACCAGACAGAGCUUGAGGUUUUUGAUGGGGUGUCACAGGGGAAGUAUACCAUUGGACUCGGCCAGACAAAGAUGGGCUUCUGCUCUGACCGCGAAGACAUCAACUCCCUGUGCCUGACAGUGCUGUCUCGCCUCAUGGAACGGACUGGGGUUGGGUAUGAGAACAUUGGCCGAUUAGAGGUUGGAACAGAGACCAUCAUUGACAAGUCCAAAAGUGUGAAGAGUGUGUUGAUGCAGCUCUUUGAGGACUCUGGCAACACUGACAUUGAGGGCAUUGACACCACCAAUGCCUGCUAUGGUGGCACGGCUGCUCUCAUCAAUGCCAUCAACUGGGUAGAGUCCAGCUCCUGGGACGGGCGUUAUGCUGUGGUGGUAGCAGGAGAUAUUGCUGUGUAUGCCACGGGAGCUGCACGACCCACAGGGGGCGCAGGGGCAGUGGCUAUGUUGGUGGGCCCCCAUGCUCCUCUCAUCAUGGAAAGAGGUGUGCGUGCAUCACACAUGUGUCAUGUGUAUGACUUCUACAAACCAGAUCUGUCAUCUGAAUAUCCAACUGUGGAUGGAAAACUGUCCAUACAGUGUUAUUUGUCUGCUUUGGAUGCCUGCUACCAAACUUUCUCUCGGAAGUGUAAUGCAACCAAAGAAGCUUCGUCUUCCCCUAUGUCACUUGAGCAGCUGAAUGCAUUGCUGUUCCACUCUCCAUUCUGCAAGCUGGUGCAAAAGUCACUGGCACGCUUGUCAUUCAACGAUUUCCUCAACACACCCGCAGAUCAGGUGGCGUCAAAGUACCCAGGCCUAGAGGCAUUCAGAGAGAAGAAGCUGGAGGACACCUACUUUGAUAAGGAUGUAGAGAAGGCCUUUAUGGGUUACAGCUUGCCUAUCUUCCAGGCAAAGACUAAGCCCUCACUCCUCAUUGCCACUGAGGUCGGCAAUAUGUACACUCCCUCUGUCUACGGGGGUCUGGCCUCAUAUAUUUCAUGCAACACUGCAAGUAGCCUGGCUGGCAAGAGAGUUGCACUCUUCUCCUAUGGCUCAGGCCUUGCGUCCACCAUGUUCUCCCUGAAAAUAAGUGAUGAUGACGGACCUGAUUCCCCUCUCUCACAACUCGUGUCUUCACUGUCCAACCUCAAGGCUAGGCUAGACUCUCGCAAAAAGGUCUCCCCUGCAGUCUUUGCUGAGACCAUGAAGCUGCGGCAGGAGACUCACCAUAAAGCACCCUACACUCCUGUGGGGAGCAUAGACACACUAUUCCCAGGAACGUGGUACCUGACCAAAGUAGAUGAAAUGCACCGGCGACAGUAUGAACGCUCCCCCCUCACCCCCACCCUCCCAGCCAUGGAAGUUGAUGGAGCUGCAUCAAACUACCUCCUUAAGGAAUCUACAUCCAUGUCGACAGAAGCGUUACCUCAGCAGGUUUAAUACAACAUGGCUCUCUUUUUUAAGGAUAGCUGAAAUACCAUUCCUUUUUCAGUCUUUUUGAAAAAUGUAUUUAUUAUUUAUUAUUAUCUAUUUUUUCUGGAAAGUGUUUGCUAAGAGGUAGAGGGAGCAAACGUAAUACUUUAGUUCUUACACAUAUGAAAAAAAGCUUUACAAAAAUAUAGAUAUUUCAGAAUCCAGGCAAUGUUGAUAAUGUUUAUGAUUACUUUCUGGCAAGUGGCUGAAGAAUACAGUUGCAGAAUGUGUCGUUCAUGACACUGAUAAGCUCUUCCAAAAAACCACAAAUUAUUUUGAAGGAUGUGACAGAAAUUUCUGAAGUAGUCUCCUGUUCUCCACAUUACCCCUUCAGGAAUUCACUGGUGGUGCCUGUUGCAUUGUAACUUUUCCAAAUGUGCUUAAUUGAUUCACAUGGUUGAAAUACUCUCUCUGGUCAUGCUCCCUCUUGUGAAACAGAUACCCAUUGAAUGAUAUUUUACGAUAAUAGUGUGUAGAUAUGUAUUCUUAGUGUAUGGUCACAUGUAUUGGAAAGUCUUGCAGACUUGAUCUUGAGAAAAUUAUUCUUCUAAUGUUAUAAGAUCUGUAGGAUUAUAGAUGAUACAAUGUUAAAUGUUGCAUGUGUUUGCAACUAUAAUUAUGGGAGAAAAAGUAAAAGGGCAUGAGAAGUGAAAUGCAAAUUAAGUUUAAUUAUAAUUCUUAUUACUAUUUUGAUUCUAAAUAUGCAGCUGGUAGACUUAAUAUUUUUGAAA
Molecule: messenger RNA, 2415 nt
Organism: Penaeus monodon (black tiger shrimp)
Lineage: Eukaryota; Metazoa; Arthropoda; Malacostraca; Decapoda; Penaeidae
Product: hydroxymethylglutaryl-CoA synthase 1-like
Exons: 10
Coding region: 143-1651 (502 amino acids)
Biological process (GO): acetyl-CoA metabolic process
Molecular function (GO): hydroxymethylglutaryl-CoA synthase activity
Source: RefSeq, a predicted model, not a curated record